Mugil cephalus (flathead mullet) is the source of this 3631-nucleotide messenger RNA. RefSeq names its product EGF containing fibulin extracellular matrix protein 1 (gene efemp1). Lineage: Eukaryota; Metazoa; Chordata; Actinopteri; Mugiliformes; Mugilidae. Gene Ontology annotation, molecular function: calcium ion binding. Bases 518 to 1876 code for a protein of 452 amino acids. The transcript is spliced from 13 exons. The record is from RefSeq and is a predicted model, not a curated record.
GGGGAUGGAAGAUGAGAAAAGGUGGACGAGAGCGCAGGAAAGAGGACGCGCAGCUAUGAUCCCAGUGUUUGUCGGGGUCAAAGGCUGAAAGCUGGUGAGUGGUGACCUGAGCGAGAGGCCUGGGUGACAUCUGACCUCUAACUGGAUGUGCGGCUGACCCUGGAGGAUACGGCUCAACAAUGGCCGGCACGUGCCUUGGCCUAGUCACCAUGUCUAUAGAGGGAGCCACUGUAACCUGCUGGUCGUUUACUGCAUCCCGGUGAGAGAAAACCCCGGAGCUCAACCUGCCCGGUACACCGCCCCCCAAGUAUGUCACACUGUACUAACCGCAUGUUCAUCACAAGUGCUGCUUGCACUCCUUCAAACAUCUAACAUCCACUGCACCGUCUGCACGACAAAAAAGCUUCGCGGAGACCCGGGUUUGCAACAACACUUAAACCGGGCACGUUUUCUUCAGCACGCCAAGAGAGUUGGAUAUCCGCAGGUACUUGCAGUGCUUCUCCGAGGUUUGGUCGACAUGCUGGGGAUCUGCGUGUGCCUUUGUGCGGUUUUCACACAUGUUCUCUCUCAGGAGGCUGAGGAGCCCAUCUCCUACACGUGCACAGAAGGGUAUGAGUAUGACAGAGUGAGAGAACAGUGCAGAGACAUUGACGAAUGUGCCUUGUUGGAAGAUGCCUGCAAGGGGGGCAUGCAGUGUGUCAACCACUACGGUGGGUACCUCUGCCUCCCCAAGAGCGCCGUCAUCUACAUCAGUAGAGAGGGCGAGCAGGCGCCAAUACCAGACCCAGUCCCUCCUGUACCGCCAGUUCACACUCACACGCGGACGAAUUCAGGCGGGCAGAGGGUCCCGAGCACCCACACCGUUCGAUGCGUACCCGGAUUCACUGCAGACGGGCAGAACCUCUGCAGAGACAUAGACGAAUGCGCGACAGGCCAACACACUUGUGGGCCUGAACAGACGUGCUCCAACACCAGAGGCUCCUAUACAUGCCACUGUCCUGCCGGCUACCAGAGGAGCGGGGAGCGCUGCGUCGACCGAGACGAGUGCGGCGUGACCCACUACUGCAUGCACAGGUGUGUGAACAACCAGGGCUCGUACUACUGCGAGUGUAACGCAGGUUACAAGUUGGCCAACAACAACCACAGCUGUGUUGAUGUGAACGAGUGUGACACGGACAGCCCCUGUCAGCAUCACUGCUACAACCUCAUCGGCUCCUUCCUCUGCCAGUGCGACCACGGCUACGAGCUGGCGGACGACAUGACCUCCUGCCAAGACAUCGACGAAUGCAGCUUGUCCAGCUACAUGUGUCAGUACCAGUGCGUUAACAACCCAGGAAGUUACUCCUGUGAGUGUCCACAGGGAUAUCAGCUCCAAGGAAACAGGUUGUGUCAAGACAUAAAUGAGUGUGAGACCGGGACCCAUAACUGCCAAAAUGAUGAAAUGUGCUGGAACUAUUACGGGGGCUUCCGCUGCUAUCCCAGAAACCCUUGCGAGGCGCCUUACACCCAAACCUCUGAAAAUCGCUGUAUCUGUCGGUCUCCGGCUGAGUGCCAGGGGCUGCCACCGUCCAUUGUGUACAAAUACAUGAGCAUCCAGGCGGACCGGACUGUGCCAGCGGACAUCUUCCAGAUCCAGGCCACCAACAUAUACGCUAACACACACAACACCUUCAGGAUUAAAUCUGGGAAUGAGGCUGGAGAGUUUUUCCUUCGGCGUUCCAGCAACAUGAGCGCCAUGCUGGUGCUCACCAAGCCUCUGUCAGGCCCCAGGGAGUACGUCGUGGACCUGGAGAUGAUCACUCACCACCUGACCAUGAACUACCGCUCCAGCUCGCUGCUGCGGCUCACCGUCAUAGUGGGGCCCUACGCGUUCUGAGCGCCGCGUUCUCCCCGGCAGCCCCUCGUUAAUCCGGUUCAGCAAACAUAGCGGUGUAACGGAGCAGGUGCCUGUAUCAGCACAAUUUACAUGUUCAUACAAUACAUGCAUACAACAUAUAAACGUAGGCUGCCCCACUCUCAAACAGCAGCACAGCACUUACCAAAUACGCUUGCUCAAGUCAGACCACCUCUUUCUAUAAUGUGACCACUGGGCAUUUUUUCCUAUCAAGGUGCAGAUUAAUGCUUUCAGUCUCUCCAGUGAGCUCUGAUCUCCGGGCAGCGGGUCCUAAUAAAACAUCUUUUGUCUUUAAAUCAUUUCUGAAGUGCCCGAAGAAGAAAUGUGCAAACUGCAGCGUUUUCCCCGUCUAAUGGUCGUUCGCAAUUUCCUGAACAAUUGGGAACAGAGCAGUGGCACUCAGGAAAAGAGGCUUAGUGGACACACUUCCUAACUUUGAGGAAUUCUUUUUUUUUUUUUUUUUUUUUUGAUGCAGCUGUACCCACAUUUAUCACUUCGCUCCGACCAGAGCUGCUUACAGCGAGCUGUGUGUGCAUCCUCAUAAGAAAGAGAGAUAAUCUAUAUCAAUGUUACAUGACACGUAUCCAGUAUGAGCUGCUUUUGACUGACAUUAUAAAUCACAGCUUCCGUUGAUAAAUACUAGAGUUUAGCUCUGCUGCGCCACACUUAGUUGUGCAAGUUUCUGUAUAGUUUGCCUCAUGAGUAAUAAUUUCCAGAGAAGUCCAGGAACAGUUCAAAAGUGUAAAGGGAGGGAAUUAGCUCGUGAGCUGAGAGAAACUUUAUAUUACGGUAAGCUUGAUGCUCGUUGACUUUACUCACAGGAGUUAGGUCAUGUACAUACCUAGGUAACAAAUCUGUGUGUGUGUGUGUGUGCGCGCAUGUGUGCGUGUGUGUGUGACUGGCUUUGUUUACGCAUGCAAGCGAAUGUAAGUGUGAAGCGCAGAGGGAUAGAAAGGGAAAGAGUGAGCUUGUUCUCUGCCCUUGGUUUGGUGGAUGUGGUCGGGCUGUUUAUGUGUUUCUGUGAUGCCAUCCUAACAACUUUCGCUCACAGAGGCAGCAGCGCAGAUUUUUGAAGUCCAGAACAUGUACAGGAAAUGACGGCUUUCGGAACACACCUUGGCCGGGUUGACCGCUCGUCGGUGCCACGGUCAGCCUCCCGAGAGCGACAGCUGGACUUUGUAAUGUCGGCCCCAGUCGAGAAGUCACACGGGCACCGGGCUGGCUUGCGUGAUAAAGAUAAUUACAGUGUUUUGCCCCGGAGCUGGUUCAUGUGCGACACAGGGGAUUAUUAAAUACAAUGCCACCAGACUUUUUGGCAGAAUGAGAAAUCUCUCACUACCUGCUCCCUUCGCCUUUUCACGAGUCCACGUGCCUGCUCUGGCUUAUUAAAAGGCUAAAAACGCUGUCAGCUGUUGACACACAGCACUGAAAACCACAUUCAACAUGUUCUCGCCACUCCGUAAGUUUAGAAAGUUCUCCAUCUUCGCUUAAAACUCGUCCAUGUGGUUUAAGCCGUGAUCAUGCCACAGUGCCUUAGAGGUAUAAACACAAAAAAUGUAACACUAAUCUAAUCAUUCAUGCUGACAAGACUGUCAACUUUCUUCAGUGAGAUGCCUUAAUGUUUAUUCUCUUCUAUUUAAAAUAUAUUUUGUCAUAUGUAUCUUACAUUGAUUGUACUCUGAAGACCAAAAAAAAAAAAAGUUAUAUUGUUGAAUAAAAUAUGAUGUAUAAAUGGGG